Molecule: messenger RNA, 873 nt
Organism: Apaloderma vittatum (bar-tailed trogon)
Lineage: Eukaryota; Metazoa; Chordata; Aves; Trogoniformes; Trogonidae
Gene: CAVIN2
Product: serum deprivation response
Exons: 2
Cellular component (GO): caveola; cytoplasm
Molecular function (GO): protein kinase C binding
Source: RefSeq, a predicted model, not a curated record
UGCGACCAGGUGCGACGCCUCGAGCAGCAUCACGCCCAGCUCCUCCGGCGCGAUCGCUUCAAGGUGCUCAUCUUCCAGGAGGAAAAUGAGAUCCCUGCGAGCGUUUUUGCAAAAGAGCCCAUCCCCAGCAUUACAGAAGGAAAAGAGGAGCCUGUGGAUGAAAACAAAACACUGGAAGAAACCUUGCACACGGUGGAGUUGGGUUCCGACGACGAAAUGUUUCACGAGGAAGAUGACGUGGAUGACAGCGCAGAGGAGAAAACAGAAGAAUCGAGAGCCGAGAAAAUUAAAAGAUCCAGCCUCAAGAAGGUGGACAGCCUCAAGAAAGCAUUUUCCCGCCAGAACAUCGAGAAGAAGAUGAACAAGAUCAGCACGAAGAUCGUCUCACCCGAACGGAGGGAAAAGAUCAAGAAAUCGCUUACCGUGCACCAUCAGAAAUCCUCUUCUUCGAAGGGCUCAGCUUUCAAAGUGUCUCCCCUCACGUUCAACGUGAAGAAGAAAGGAGAAGGAGAAAGCCCUGCUGAAGCUGAGGACAAGCCGACAGAAACCGCAAGCAACGAGCAAGCCGAGAACGAGGAUGACGUGUCAUUCACCGACAUGCACUCAGACAUGACCCCCACCACCUCGCUGACCGAGGAAGGCAAGGCGGUCGCCGAUUCUCUAGAGAAGGAAGCCAGAAGGGAAGGGAGCACCGCGAUGAACAACAACAUCGAGUUGUCCAUCGUCGAAGACGACGAAGAGUACGGCGUGCCUCUGGAAGUUCCUAGCCAGAAACUGUACGACGAGAGAAACAAACCGCCUGGCGGGGAGAUGGAGCAAUCCGACGAAGAGACGACCCAAGCUGCUGUCCUGCAGAUAGACCAAACAGCGUAA